Messenger RNA from Xiphophorus hellerii (green swordtail), 2754 nucleotides. It is a transcript of the gene tmem119a, whose product is annotated as transmembrane protein 119a. Bases 1078 to 2445 code for a protein of 455 amino acids. Lineage: Eukaryota; Metazoa; Chordata; Actinopteri; Cyprinodontiformes; Poeciliidae. The transcript has 2 exons. The record is from RefSeq and is a predicted model, not a curated record. Gene Ontology annotation, molecular function: protein binding. Gene Ontology annotation, biological process: neuron projection regeneration.
CGUAUGGUCAGAGCAAUCAUUAUAAAGAGUUAAAAUAACUGUAAUUGUAAUAAACAACACAAUCUGGACCCGAGGCUGUCCGGUCACCAUGUAAUUAAAUAUGGAUGGUAAAUAAAUGGUAAAUAGGAUGGUAAAUAAAUCACAAAGUUAAGCAAAAACUCAGGGCCACCAAGUCUCCACAACAAUCAUUAUUUAAAAAAUAAAAGUAUGGUGGAUGACUGGUAAUGCUGCAUUUUUUCUCUCAGUGUUAAAGGCUUUGCCUAAUAAUGCACCAGGAAGUUUUUGAGUUGUGUUUUUGACUAUUGAAUUGUUGUUCUGAACUUAAAUGGAUUUUUAAAAAAGAAGAAAAUAAAUACUGCCCCCGUGUGACUAAUUCAAGCACUGACUUUUCCUUUUCUUUUUUCCCCCCCCUACAAGUUUCACCAUUUUUCUUUGUGAAAAAUGGUGAAACUUGGAACUACGUCUGAUUUAAAUAAACUAUGGUUAAAUAAGGCUGAAAGUAAAUCUGAUCUGAAUCAUGAGCAAGUUAAAACAUCAGAGAUCAAAAGUAAGAUUACAGCACACAAUCAAAAGCAGCCAGGUUGGCAGGAAACGUGAGCCCUGACAGAACCCAAGGGUCAGAUUCCCUGCUCUUUAGCCAGCAACGCUCUAAAUAAUUCGAGAAAGUACUCCCCCUUCACUUUCACUCCUCCCAUCAGGUAGCAGGAAACACAGAAACCUUCUCUUGUUAAGGGCCCCGCUCAUGAGAGUCAGUGUGUUGGAUUUUUAACGAACCUGGCCUGCAGAGACCUCAGCUACAGAGAACACCUGAGACACAUAGACCUUUCUAUUCCUUUCUAAAACUGAUUGUUUUUGCGUUGGUAGCUGCCUCUGACAAACAAUAGGACUGCUCAAUCAAUGUGCAUGGUGAGGAGGAUCUAGAAGAGGUAACAGAGCACCUUGAGGCGCUCGUGAAACUUUGAUGAGAGUUCGGCUGGAAUUUGGAGCAGCAGUGGUCGUCUUUAAAGACCGAGGAUCACAGACCCCUGACCAUCUCUACAGAGGAGCAAAUAAUCCCAAAGCAGGAUAAUGUGAGUCAUGCUGUGGUACAGAUGUGAUGUCCUCCUCGCUCUCUUCGUCUGGCCCCUGGCCUCCCUCACUAUGUCCCCGUGUCCCCCUGGCUGCUGCUGUCCAGGCCCCGGUUUUCUGGUCCUGUGCGAGUCUCUGGGUCUCAGGUCGCUGCCCCGCUCGGUCCCUCUCAGCACCUCAGCUCUGUCCGUGGCCAGAAACCAGCUCUGCAACGUGGACCACCUUCUCCAGGCCUUCUCCGGCCUGCAGGAGCUCAGCCUCAGCCACAACCUGCUGGCCCGCUUCCCCCGCGGCUUGCCCCCCAGCCUGGAGUCCCUGCUGCUGCAGGAGAACCGCAUCACUUACAUCACGUCAGGAGUCCUCAGGCAGCUGAGGAACCUAACCCGCCUCCAUCUGGAGGACAACCGAAUCCGUGCCAUUCAGCCCGGAGCGCUGCUGGGUCUGAAAAAGCUGCAGCUCCUGACACUGAAGGGGAACAAGCUCACCAGCCUCCCCCCGAGUCUCCCGCCAUCGCUGACACAUUUGGACCUGUCGGAAAACUGCAUCUCCUCUCUGGAUCUUCCCUCCCUCGCCGCCCUGGUCAACCUGCAGGUCCUGCAGAUCAACAGCAACUGCCUGCGCUCAGUGCCUGAAAACACCUUCGACAGCCUGCCACGCCUCAGGUCUGUGGACCUAACCAACAACCUGUGGGUGUGCGAGUGUGACAUCUUGUAUCUAUACCGCUGGCUGCUGAGCGGCAGACUGAAGAUGGCUACAGAUCUGGUGUGCAAAGAGCCGGUCCACCUCGCUCAUCGCCUGCUGCUCAAUCUCUCCAUUGUGUCCAUCUGUCCACGUGUCCUAAAGCCAAAUGAGAAGAUGCACCUGCCCGUGGUCGCUUCUGUGGAGGCGGUGAGAACAUCAGAUCCAGGUUCAUAUGAAAACGGGGAUGAUUUGCAGUGGAAAAGGUCGAAAGAAGCCAUUGUCACAAACGAACAAAACCUCCAGGAUGCUCGGGUUUUACCCUACUCCUUCGAGACUCUGACCUAUGAGGAGUGUUUAUCCUUCAACAUAUCUCCAUCAGCCACUCCCACUGACCUGAAAACUACAUCUUUUCCAAAGGACCAGGGAUGCAGAGAAAACACGACAUCUCCCUACCCUCAAGGCAAUGUGUCCUCUGCUGCUGGGACACAGUCAGGACUGUCCACCAACAGAGAGGAGGCCGUCCCUCCUGUGAAUCCCCAGCUGUCCCCCCACAGCGACUCGAAGGUGAUCGUCUCUCUGCUCGCCCUGCUGUGUGUGCUUCUGGUUCUUGUGAUGCUGGCAGUGCUAACCCUGCUGAGAAAGGUUCUGGUGCGCCAGCAGAGAGUGGCGCCGGCAAACGAGCGAUCUGUUGGAUGAAAGCAGCGGACACGCCGAGGAGGUUGAAUCGUUUAUUUCAACAUGUGCGAAUGGUCUUAGCACAAGUUUUGUUUUUUAUAAUGAAACUUUAUGCCAAAUAAAAUCACAAAGCCAAAACAAAUAAAGACAAACACAUGUGAAUCAUUUUCAUUUUGCUCUUGGUUUAUUAAAGAUCUUAUUUUUUUUAUUGUCGUGUGCAAGAGCAGGAGAACAGUCCGGGCUGCACAAUAAAGACCGUAGAUGUCAAAUAUUCAACUUGAGACUCAAAGCUUUUCAAAUCAUCAGCACUUCUGAUCAUUUGAAUCCAAA